GCUCAUUACCACUGUCCCGGGUUUGUCAAUUGGUCUGGUCUCUGAUGCCUAAGAUUGCCCCCUUGCAACAUAGAGAUUUGAGAGUUUUUAUUCUUUUACCAUUCUAAAUUGACAAUUCAAAAAGAAACCCAGAGUUCCAAAGUCCACAAUCCAUCCCAAAUCAAAGCAAAAUAUCCCUCCUAUUCUGGAAUUGUAGGCUGAAAAGUCGAAGUACCGACUGAUGUUUAAAUCGUAUACCUCAAGAUGGUUGAAUAUCAAAUUGAAAUUUUAAAAUAAAUGAGAGAUUGUAAAAUAAACUGGUAUUUAAAUGAACCAGAAAGGGUCAAAUUCAAAUAAGCGGUUGGACCCAUCAAGCUUACCAGCCCCACCUUCAUGCCUUUAAUCCCUCUUAAACGUUGUCCUUCAUCACCCCAACUUUAUAUAUAAAGGUGAAACACCACCACUCUGUAUAUAAUCAAAGCUCUGUUUUAUAUUUUAUCAAGUCUCAGUUACUCUGGGUAGUUAUUUUCGGUUAAAGAAAUGGCAGUUUAUGAUUCCUUCAUAAAGCCAGGGGCUGUUCCUUUUAAGUGGGAGAUCAGACCCGGUGUUCCCAAACAACCACAGAACCCAAAACAGCAACCUCGGCUGCCUCCAUUGCCGCCGCCACCACCACCCUCACCUUUUAUAAACAACCAGCGUUCAUCACCAAAUUUAUCAGGACCACUUUGUCCUCCACAAAAGCUUAAACCUCCACCUGCUGGAUCCUACUUGCUCCUAACUUCGGAGCCCCAAACUCAUUCUUUUAGGUCUACACCACGUUCCCAUUCCGAGCGUUGGCGGUUUGAUCGACCUGUCCAAGUGCAUCUUGAAUGUGUUUCACACGGAUGCUUCCCCUCACCAUUGCUUAGGCGAAAAGGAAGCAAGAGGAGGAGCCAAAAAUCUGAACCUGACUAUGUUUCUGAUCUUGAGACACUGUCGCGGUGGUUGGUGUCAAGUCGGAAGUCACUGUCACCGUUCUAUGGCUCACCGAUGUCUUCCUUUUUAUCUUUUAGGUCAUCGCCCUGACUCGUGGCUGAUGUUGAAUGGGCUAGGUUUGCCCUUUUUUAUGGGGAAAAGAAGAACAAAAAUAGAGUUGGCAUAGCUCUUCUUCAACCAAUCAUGCCUUGCAUUAAUUAAGGUUUUAUGAUUCUCUGUUAAAAUUGGUUAUCAUUUUUCCAUAUAGGUAAAAGUAUUAUAGAAGCCUUUGUAUUAGAAGUUAGAUUGUAUUUUAUCUCAUUUGCUUAAAAAAUGAGCAAAUUAGUAUUUAUACGUUAAAUCAAAAAAUAAAUUGGUCCUUUUUGUUAUAAAUUUUAUUCCUUUGUAUUGUUAAAAACUGACAUGACUGACAAAUUAAUUAGACAGUGACGCUUGGCGUGUCACAUGUACCUCAUUCAGAUGUACAAAAAUAAGUUUUUA
Messenger RNA from Gossypium raimondii (Peruvian cotton), 1434 nucleotides. RefSeq lists its product as uncharacterized. Bases 520 to 1044 code for a protein of 174 amino acids. The transcript has a single exon. The record is from RefSeq and is a predicted model, not a curated record. Lineage: Eukaryota; Viridiplantae; Streptophyta; Magnoliopsida; Malvales; Malvaceae.